Diospyros lotus (date-plum) is the source of this 403-nucleotide messenger RNA. Its product is annotated as SKP1-like protein 1A. Gene Ontology annotation, molecular function: cullin family protein binding. The transcript has 2 exons. Bases 38 to 403 code for a protein of 121 amino acids. NCBI's taxonomy places the organism in Eukaryota, Viridiplantae, Streptophyta, Magnoliopsida, Ericales, Ebenaceae. The record is from RefSeq and is a predicted model, not a curated record. Gene Ontology annotation, biological process: SCF-dependent proteasomal ubiquitin-dependent protein catabolic process. Gene Ontology annotation, cellular component: cytoplasm; nucleus.
UCGAUGCGUUCAGCGGGUUUUGGACAAAGAGAGAAACAUGUCGUCGGCAACAAGGAAGGUGAUCUUGAAGGCCUCCGACGACGUUGUCUUUGAGAUCGACGAAGCGGUGGCCUUCCAGUCGGUGGUAAUUAAGUUCGCAAUCGAGGAUUGCCACGACAAUUACAUCCGGUUGCCCAACGUCACGAGCAAGAUUUUGGAGAAGGUGAUCGAUUAUUGCAAGAGGCACCUCGAGGCUGAAGAGUCUCCUUAUCAGCAGGCCCGGGACGACCUCGAGGCUUUUGAUGCUGAAUUUCUCAAAGUAGAUCAGGCCACGCUGUUUGAUCUCAUUCAGGCAUCAAAUUGUCCGAAUAUCAAGAGCUUGUUGAUCCUAACUUGCCAGACGAUUGGAGUGAUGCAGAACUAG